GCGGAGUUUGGACCAGGACCAGUCUACGAUGAGCCAGAGUCUGGGAGAUGACUUUUUACCGCCGCCGCCCCCACCCCCUGAUGUGCUGGGGGUCUCGGCCCAGCCCAACGCGGGGAGGAGGGGGGAGGAGGAGAAGGAGAGAGUGCCUCCACCACCCCAGCUAGCCUUUGCUAAGUUGCAGCAGCAGAGGCAGAUCAACGAGCUGAAGCGGCUGUACAAGCACAUGCACCCGGAGCUGAGGAGGAACAUUGAGGGGGCGGUGGGAGGAGGAGACGCCGACUGGGAGGAGGUGCUGGGUGCCGAGUUGUCGGCUGCCUCGCUACCCGUCCCGGGACCCUGCCCCGACAGCCUGGCGCUGGCCCAGAGUCAGACCGAGGUACAGUCUAUGCGCUGGAUCUUCGACAACUGGCCCUUGGACACCAUCGGCGAUCGCGCCGCGGCCAAGAGGCUGAAAGAUGAAGAGACCAUCCUCAGCGGAGAUGUGAGGACCACCUCGUGGAGAUUCGAGCAUCAGGAGGCGGGCAGCGACUGGGAACGGUCUGUGAAUCUCGGGGAUGGGGAAGAGGAGGAGAUGAGGAAGGGAGAUGUCAGCACAGCCCGCUGGCUCUUUGAGACACAACCCAUGGACUCGCUGAACAAACUGCGCAACGAGGACAACGCUGUCCAAGAAGCCAUCCUGAAGGAGCCCGUGCAAGCAGGAGAUGUCCGGGCCACCAAGCAGCUCUUUGAGACCCAAGACUUGGGAAGGAAUGAGUGUACGGUGGGGAGCAGCAUCUUGCAACUGCGCUCCGAGCUCCGGGAGAUGAGAGGAGACGUGAGCAAGACUGUGAGGCUAUUUGAGACAGAGCCUCUCUGCGCCAUCAGGGAUUCCCAGGGCCACGUCCACCAGGUGAGGUCCAUCUGCCGCGAGGAAGUCCAAGACAGGGGCAACGUCCAAAGCACCCGCUGGCUCUUCGAGACCCAACCUCUGGGCAGCAUCAACAGAGACGGGCCAAGAGUGAAGAUCAUUCGGGGCAUCUCGCUGGAAGGUACCUUGGAAGAGGGCGGCGGGGUGGGCAAGAACAGGUGGCUCUUUGAGACUCAGGCAUUGGACUCCAUCAACGAGGUCUCGUCCGACGAGCCGCCGGUGGCCAGAGCCAAUGUGACGGUGACGGCGGGAGAUGUCAACAAGAAGUGCUGGCUCUUUGAAACUCAGCCUCUGGACUCUCUGAGAGAAGGUCCCGCCGAGCAGGCGGCCAAGGAGGAGGUGAUCGCGGGCAAGGUGGACUCCACGCUGUGGUUGUUCGAGACUCAGCCGAUGGACAUGUUGAGGGACAGCUGCGAGGUUGGCCAACUGAAGAGGGUGGUGAUGGGGGAGGAGGAGAGGGGGGACGUGAGGCACAAGACUCGGGUCUUCCAGAGUCGCCCUCUGGAGAGUAUCUACAAGGAGCAGAGCCAAGCGUCUAGCAGCGAGGAGAUACAGAGAGGAGAUGUCAAAGCCUACAAGCACCUCUUCGAAUCUCUUCCCCUAGACAGCAUCAAGCAGUCGGAUGAAAGGCCAGCGGGGGUGGAGGAGGAGGUCUUCUCUGGAAGCGUCAAGGAGAACAGGGCUCUCUUUGAGACCGUUCCCCUCUACGCCAUCGUGGACGGUGCGGGCGGCUGCCAUCAGCUGAGGACCGUGAGCCGGGAGCUGGUGGUCGGUGGCGACGCCAAACACUACCGCUGGAUGUUCGAGACGGGGCCCCUCGACCAGAUGGGGCGAGGGUCGCCGAAGGUGGAGCUGGUGAGAGGCAUCACCAUGGAGGAGGAGAUCCCCACCGAGACGGCCAGGUGGCUGUUCGAGACCCAGCCUCUCGACGCCCAGGUCAAGGACAAGGAGGUCCAGGCAUCUCAGAUGCGCAAAGGAGACGCGAAGAGGUGCCGGUGGCUGUUUGAGACGCGGCCGGUGGACGCCGUGUGCGAGAGGGCGGAAGACCACCAGGGUGGUGAAGUCCAAGCCAAGGGCGACGUCAAAUCCUACACCUGGCUCUUUGAGACCCAGACUCUGGAGAGCAUGAACCAAAGCGAGGAGAGGCAUCUCCUAGUCCGCGGCCAGCGACCAGAGACCACGGGCGGGUUGGGCGUAAAGACCACCAAACGCCUGUUUGAGACGGAGCAGUUGGGGGGGAACAUUGGCGGCGAGAACGGGAAGGUGAGCUACACCAGUGAAGUGGACAUCCAGACUGGCAGCGUGUCGAGGGUGAAAGAGAUUUACCAGAGCAGGUCUCUGAGCGACAUUGGGGAAGUGGAGGACAAGGUGGGCCGUCUGACAGCCGCCGGCGAGCAGCCAGGGUCCGGCUGUGUGCACAAGGUCACCUGGCUCUUUGAGAACUGCCCCCUUGGCUCCAUCAAAGAGGAGGAGGUCACCGCGCCCAAGGCCACCGUCUCCGACGUGAAGGGAGGCGACGUCGGUGGGAAACGGUUCGUCUUUGAGACUUGCUCGCUGGAUCAGAUACACGAGGGCUCGCCGGCUGAUUACACUGGGUCGGGGAAGGAAGAUGUCAGCUCGGGCAUCAAGCCAUCCCACAGCCAGCCUCUGUACGCCCUGCGGGACAAGGAAGGCCAGUACCACGAGGUGACCACAGCGAAGAAGGAAGAGAUCUUGAGGGGAGACGUGAGGGGGACGCGUUGGCUCUUCGAGACCAAACCCCUGGACACCAUCAGGCCCUUGGAGGAAGUCUUCGUCCUGAGGGCCGUGACUCAGGAGGAUGUCAAGGCCGGGGACGUGAAGGCCGCUCGCUGGAGGUUCGAGACCCAACCUCUGGAGGUCCAGCCCGGGGUGGUGGAGCAGGAACUGGGAGGCGAGGUGGCGGCCAACGGGCAACACUCCCAAGGGCAGAGAUACGUGAGGACUGUCAGCCUCAGCGAUGUCCAGAGCGGAGACGUCAGGACAUCCACCUGGCUGUUCGAGAACCUGCCCAUCGACUCCCUGAAAGGGGAGGAAGGCGGAGAUGGUCCAAGUCCCUCCACCGUCCACCGAGAAGACGUGGAGAAGGGCGACGUCAAGAGGUCCACAUGGCUCUUCGAGACCAGACCCUUGGACAGUCUGAAAGAUUCGGACAGGGAGACCAAGGAGGAAGCGCCUUGUUGUGCAGAUGUGAAGUCCACCACGUGGCUGUUUGAGACGACGCCCCUGGACAUGUUGGUCCAGGGCCAGAGUUGCUCUGGAGGUCUGGAGAUGUCCAAGCGGAGCGUGCGCUCCAGUCUGGAGAUCCUCGUCAACUGCGGAGCCGUCAGGUCAAGGGGGCUGGUGGUGGAAUCCAACCAUGCUGGCGUGCUUGCGAUGGCCAAAUAUCAACUGCUCAACCCCGGCCAACCCCCACACAUCGUGAAGGAAGAGGUGAUCGGCGGCAGCCUGCAGAGGAUCCUGGCCCAGUUGCUUCAAAGGAAGGAAUGUCUUCAUCGCGAAGGGGUGGUGUUGAAGGAAGACUGGAGCGGGAGGGUCUCCACAAGGAAGAUCCAUCUGUUCUCCCAGUCGCAAGUCGACACCAGCGAGAAACGCGUGGAGGAAGACACCAUCUACAGCUUUCUAACGGAAGACAGUGAAGUCAACCAAGGGUUAUUGAUCCAGGAAUGCGAGAAAGGAAUUGUUCAGCUCACCAUCUACUCCCUCGCCAACCGAGCCCGGGAGGAGGGGGGUGACAGGGAGACCAUCAAAGGGGAUGUCAAGUCAACCAUUAAUAGUCUCCUUGCCUCGGCUCAGCAGCAGACGGUGUCCACGGUGAAACGCGAGGAGAACGAGAGGGGGAAGGUGCAGCUGUACACGACGUGUAUAGAGGCCGGGACCUUGGAUCACCUCAACGUGUGCGAGGAGCAGCAGGAGCGGGGUGGUGUUGGUGGUGGUGAAGAUCUCCCAACUUCACCCCAGAAGGAGGAGCUCGCCCGUGGAGAUGUGGAAGGUGCCAUCAGGAACCUGACCGAGGGCAGAGGCCACGUGGAGAAGACCAUCGAUGAUGUUGUCCCAGGGGACGUCAAAACCACCAAGAGGUACUUCCUGGCGGAAGGCCAGAGUGGGCCUGGAUGUGCCCAGAGAGACGGCGGAUUGGGCGCUGGGAUCACGGGGGCUGCUUCCAUGUCCCCGGGGCAGAAGGUGGAGGUGGUGGAAGCCAAGGAAGACUUAGCAGGUGGAGUUGUCCACGUGAAGCUGCAGAUGUCGGAGACGGCCAGGCAACGAAGCCAGGGAGAUGUCGUCUCUCGGGGCAACGUGGAGGCGCGGGAGUGCGUGAGAGUCGCGGAAGGUGCGGGGAUCUCACGCUCCUCGGCCGCUGCUUCUGUGGAAGGGGUCGGGACCGAGCUCCGGACGGCGAUGCAGAGCCUGCGGGAGGUGACGGCAGAAGCGCAUGAGGUGCAGCAGCGAUCCGGCGUGUGCGCUCACUCGGGCGGGGACGCGCAGACGGGACAUAGUCCCCAACGCGACCGUCGUUGCAGGAGGGACAAGGCGGGGAGAGAGGUCCAUGUCCUCGGCAGCAGCAGCAGCAGCAGCAGCAGCAGGCAGGCAUCAAGCUAUCGGGCCACCAACACCACCACCACCACCAGCUCCAGCUCCAGCUCCAGCUCCAGCUCCAGCUCCAUCCAAGUGGCGGCCACACAGAGGCAGCAUCAUCAGGUCAGUGUCUCGGCGCCGCUGAUCGAGGCUACUCGCUCCGGCCAGGGUGACAAGUGCGUUCGUGUAACUGGAGUAGGUCGGGAGAGCUGGCCUCGGCCACAACCACCUGCCACUGACUUAGAGGAGGAGGAGGAGGAGGAGGCGCGGGAACAGAGUGAGAGACAGAGAGAUCAGGGCACCAGGGUGACCAGAGACGUGGGAACGACCAUUGAGGCUAUAAAGGACUCGCGGACAGAGCAGACGGAAGAGGUGGCCUCUGGUAGCCUGCAGCUAGCUCUGCAAGCCCUGGGGAAGGCUCACAUGAACAUCAGCCAAGGGGAUUUUAAGGCUGCCAUGAUCUAUGCAGCAGCGGGCCAGACACUUUCUCGGGAGCAGAUGAAGAGUGGUGUUGGGGCUGUUUGUGGCCAGAGUUCUCUGACAGGGUCUGACGCUCGCUUUCCAUCUUCAAUUCCAGUAACAAAGUCCACAAGGAAGGGAGCCGGGAGCCAGGCAGCCGUGGAAGUAUCUCCGCCGGAUCAGACACCCCCAGCCGUUCAUCACCACCCUGCCCGGCCCAACUCUCAGCCCCCACCACGAGUCUUGCCCAGCCAGCCCCCUGCCACAAAGCCACAGGUCAAAGCGGGAGGCAAGCCCGCCUUGCCACCGAAGCCCCGAGGCCUGCAGGCCACUCCCAGCCCGCCCGUCCCACCGAGGAGCUCAGCGUCCAUCGUCCCAAAAUCCGACACCUCUCCUCCUGCCGCCUGCGAGCCGGCCCCCGAGCCACCGCGCCCUGAAGAGGCCACCGAUCUCCAAGGACAUCCAGACGCGCGGCUCCAGAGCCCAAGCCAACAGUCGGGAGAAGAAUCCACCACGAUGGCUCCUCGCUCAACAGCGACGAGGACUUCCUUGCACUUGGCCCAGGAGAAAGACGCGCAGGGGGUGGACGGAGCCAUCAAGCCAACUGGAGAGGGAACCAUUCCCACGCCGACAUCACUAGACCUGCCCCAGAGGACACCAAAGCCCUCUGUACACCUUCACCCCAUCCAGCCAGCCACCAAAGUGGACAAUGCACCCAACAAACUCAACAUGGGAGGAGAUAUCCCGGGAUUCGCCCAGUCUUGUUCUAGAGGAAGCUCGGUUAGAACUGCCGUGGGUCAGGGCUAUAGAUCAUCUCCUCAUACAGUCAGAUCCCAAAACCAACCCAACCCUCCCCAAACGAGCGAGUGUCGCAGGCGAGAGCAGAAUGCGUCAAUGGCAGAGGAGAGACCUGGUCUACCAACAAAGGUGUCACCAAAGGCUUCAAUGAAGGUGACCCCCCAACAGACCGAGCGACCGUCGCAGCCGAGCGUGGAGAGGGACCCCCAGCGUCUGCUCCAAGGGCCGGGGGUCCGAGAUGCCCAAUGCCACCCAUGCCCCGGUAAGCAGGGGGGCGCUGGCCAAGUGCCACCUGCCACGAGUGACAACCAGCCACCGGAGCGGGUGGUCUUGCGGGGAGACCGCCAGCACAGUCAUGAGAGCGAAGACGCCCGCAGGAAGCGCUUGUCCAUUCACAAGGAGGAGAUCUUGCGAGGGAACGUGAGGGCGGCGAUGGAGAUCUUCGAGAAGCUGAAGAAACGGGAGGAACUGCAGAAGAUACUGACCCAGGUGAGAGAAUUUGAAGAUGAGACCUUCAAGGUCGACGUGAAAGGCCUGAAGAGUUUGUUUGAGAAUGUGCCCGAUUGGGUGGUGCCCAAGAACAAUGUGAUCAAGCAACCUAGACCAUCUCGCAGCCAACAAGAGGUGGUGCAGGCCCAGCCCAGAGUGGUCAAGGAGGAAGGGGUAAGCCUCUCCUCAGUGGAGCUUGUGUUUGGGGACCUGGAGAGGGCAAGUGAGGAGAUCACCUACCUGAAGGAGCAGACAUUGGCAAAGCUGCAACAUAUAGAAGAGUCCAUUAAAAAAGCUCUCUACUCCGUCACCAAUCUGAAGUCAGAGUCGGACAUUGCUGGCCUCUCUGGCCUCUUUGGGGAGUCGCUAAAGGCUGUUUCCAACUCCAUGUCCGGCCACAUCCAGAAGAUUAGCCUGGCCUCCAGCAGAUCGAGCACGGGGAGAGGCAAGCAGCUGAAAGGAGACAAGGAGGUAUUGGAGGAGCAACCUCGACCAUCGUUAGAUCUUCCGCCCGCUUCCACCCGAGUCGUGUCGCCCUCCUCUCCUUCCUACAUCUCCAUCGAGUCGGCCGUCCGGAAGCCGGCGGAUCCAUGGAAGAAGAGUUUGGAGACCUUCUCACCAUCUCCUCAAGGAAGAGAUGUCCCACCAUGUCCUACUGGAGAUGACGUGGCUCUGUGCAACGGAUGCCAGCGUGAUACAUGGGUGACACAACAGUCCAGGCCAAGAGAGGAGUCAGCGCAGGGCGACCUCAACCUGGAGUCCGCUCGGCCCAUCGGAACAGAAGGCAAGGGGACCAACUCACCCGCGGGUAGCUGCUCCUCGAGCGGGCUUCAAAGCAACGCGGCAGACAACACGGUCCCUCAGAGGAGCAAGAGUGUGGUGGAGUUCAAGACCGGGCCUGAUGGAGGCGAGGUAGUCGGCACCAAGACCGUCAUGGAAAAAUAUGAAGAGAUCGAUCGUUUUGGGAACAAGAUCAUCACCUCAAAAACCUCCACCACCGUCACCAAACAGUCCGAGUUGACCACCUCGUCAACGUACGAAGUCGUCCAUGCCUCACCCAGAUACAGUGUGGUUUAGAGACACGGAAACAGGCCCUUUGGCCCAACGAGUCCAUGCCCGACCACCGACCACCCAAUCUAUGUUGUCCCACUUCCUCAUCCACUCCCUACACAAUUUACACAGGGCCAAUUAUUCCACAAACCCGCACGACUUUGGGAUGUGGGAGGAAACCCCGGGGCACCCGGAGAGGAACCCACGCGAUCACAGGGAGAAAAGGUGCAAACACCACACCUUUCAGACGGCACCCGAGGCCAGGAUCGAACCCGGUUCCCCGCGCCACCUCUAUGAAGUCACCACUUCUCAUUCUCUGAAUGGACAUCUGGAAAAGCUGGUCAAUCGGAGCGGCCGAAGAUGCACGGCACAACGCCAAAGAUGACGGAGUGGUGUCUCCUUGGUCUGGAGUGGCAAUUCAUCAACAAAAUCCUCCUCUUGCCAAGAGUCGCAACUAGGACGAGGCGAAUCCAAGUGCACAAAGUUGAAAAUCAGAAACGG
This is a messenger RNA of Amblyraja radiata (thorny skate), 7798 nucleotides long. RefSeq names its product xin actin binding repeat containing 1 (gene xirp1). Lineage: Eukaryota; Metazoa; Chordata; Chondrichthyes; Rajiformes; Rajidae. Gene Ontology annotation, biological process: actin cytoskeleton organization; actin filament organization. The coding region runs from base 29 to 7324 and encodes 2431 amino acids. Gene Ontology annotation, molecular function: actin filament binding. The transcript has a single exon. The record is from RefSeq and is a predicted model, not a curated record. Gene Ontology annotation, cellular component: focal adhesion; stress fiber.